AUGCCGGCCGCUCCAGGAGUGGGUAGCCAGGCUCCUCCCAGCCUGCCCAACGCUGAUCCAGCAGCUAUUAUGUCUGUUCCACAAAGCAACGUUACGAGCUACCAGACCGGUGGACUUGUUCGUUACAACGUCACCGAAAGUUCCAAUCUCUCCAAGCGAUGGACCUGCAGCACCUCACCUACUCUUACCUGGGGUGACACCGAUACUGGCGGUCCAGGUAUCACUAUCGACAACGCUGGCAGUGACUGGAGAGGUUUCUACUUCUAUCACAACAGCUGCGACAGUAUCCCCUGGAAAUACAUUUGGAUUGCUGCUGGAAGCACUCAAUUCGUCUCUGUUCCUACAGGCUGGGAAGGUCGUGUCCAGCGCGGUGUUGAUUCCACCAUGCUUGAUGGCCAGCCGCAGCUUCUUGGAUCUUGGUUGGAAAUUAGCUGGGAUGCCGCCAAUGGUAACACCGGCUGGGCUGACGUCUCACUUAUCCGUGGUAAUGACGGUGGUAUUCUUGUUUGGAAUGAAAAUGGUGAUUGGAAGGGAUUCACACAGUGGGUUUUGGACGGUGCGCCAGACGGUGCCUAUGACCUGAAAAACGACGGACAGUGGGUUAUCAAGUACACAGAGAAUACUGAUGGCUCCAUCAACACCAUUCCCCGCGAUUGGGAUAUUCAGGAGAUUGGUGUCGAUUACGUCUACGUCGAUGAUGCUCACGGCAGCCCUGUCAUCUCAACUCCUAACCAGCGCUUUUCUACCUACUGGCCUGAUGGUCGCGCUUAG
Messenger RNA from Talaromyces amestolkiae, 771 nucleotides. RefSeq lists its product as uncharacterized. The transcript has a single exon. NCBI's taxonomy places the organism in Eukaryota, Fungi, Ascomycota, Eurotiomycetes, Eurotiales, Trichocomaceae. Bases 1 to 771 code for a protein of 256 amino acids. The record is from RefSeq and is a predicted model, not a curated record.